Lactuca saligna is the source of this 408-nucleotide messenger RNA. The record is from the annotation of a GenBank genome assembly. Lineage: Eukaryota; Viridiplantae; Streptophyta; Magnoliopsida; Asterales; Asteraceae.
AUGCCUAAGAUUUUAGCUACCACAGGGGGAAACGAAAUGCAAUCAGCUAAUGCGAGUGCGAGUACGUCACAUUCACCAGCACCGGGGUCAGAUUCUAAAUUGGAGAGAAUCGUUCUGCCAGUGUUCGCUCAAGCUCCAGUUUCUAAUUUGACUUCUUCAUCUUCCCUGAGUUCAUCUUCUCCUUCUCGUAAAAAUGCCAGGAUCAGGAGUUCCUUGAUACAUGAUUUUGUAAAAGCCUGUUUAUUCUCCAUACAGAAAGAGAAUUAUGAGCUUCAUACAACUUGUUUGAAUAAAGACAUUCCUCAUGAUGAAAUCAUGGAGAUUUUCAAACAUGAAAGUGACACUGACAGACGAAACAUUGCUCUCUACACUGUUCUAUUUACUCUUGUGACACUUUUUGUAUUAUAA